Messenger RNA from Colletotrichum higginsianum IMI 349063, 1428 nucleotides. Its product is annotated as Eukaryotic aspartyl protease. The coding region runs from base 1 to 1428 and encodes 475 amino acids. Gene Ontology annotation, biological process: proteolysis. Gene Ontology annotation, molecular function: aspartic-type endopeptidase activity. Lineage: Eukaryota; Fungi; Ascomycota; Sordariomycetes; Glomerellales; Glomerellaceae. The record is from RefSeq and is a predicted model, not a curated record. The transcript has 2 exons.
AUGAAGAAGACAACACUAGUCGCCUUUGCGGCCUCACUUUUGUCCGUCGACGGAUUGGUACUCCGGAAGAGCGAGAGCAGCGCACCAAAGGUGGUGGGUUUGGAUCUGCAUAGAGCGACGGUACCAUACACCCGCAACAGGAGGGAUAUGCUGCGCAAGAGAGGGUCUGUACAGGCCAGUCUGGACAAUCUGGAAACCUUGUACUUCGUCAAUGGCUCCCUCGGAACACCAGCACAGCCGAUGCGAUUUCACCUUGACACGGGUAGCAGCGAUCUAUGGGUCAACACCGCCAGCUCGACCCUCUGCAAAGGCCAGGGCACGCCAUGUUCAGUGUCGGGCACGUACUCGGCCAACGAUUCGUCAACAUACAACUACGUCGGAAGCUGGUUCAACAUUUCCUAUGUCGACGGGUCGGGGGCGAGCGGAGACUACGUGACGGACAAGUUCACCAUUGGCGGAUCCUCCUUGACCGACUUCCAGUUCGGCGUGGGCUACACGAGUUCCUCGGCCCAGGGUAUUCUGGGCUUGGGAUACAAGGUCAACGAAGUACAGGUCGGACGUGCUGGUCUGCAACCCUACGACAACCUCCCCGCCAAAAUGGUGGCCGAGGGGCUCAUCCAGUCGAGCGCCUUCAGCCUGUACCUGAACGACCUGGAUGCUAGUCAGGGAAGCAUCCUAUUCGGAGGAGUCGACACGGCGCAUUUCGAGGGUGAGCUGAAGACAGUACCCAUUCAAAAGGAAUCCGACGCCUACGCCGAGUUUCUCAUCACGUUGACAAAGGUGGCGCUUGGGUCAAAGGCUCUGGAGGAGAACAUGGCUCUGGCUGUGCUGCUCGAUUCGGGCUCUUCUCUCACCUACCUCCCAGACGACAUGGCUACGACCAUUUUCUCCAUGGUCGGCGCCGUUUACCAGCAAGCAGAGGGUGUUGCCUUUAUCCCCUGCUCCGCUGCCAACACUGGCGCCAACAUGACAUUUACCUUCUCGGAGGCCACCGUCACGGUACCUAUUGACGAACUUGUUCUCGAUCUGGUCGCCAUCACAGGCAAGCGCACUGCCUUCUCCAACGGCGUGGAUGCUUGUCUCUUUGGCAUCGCGCCGGCUGGCACUGGUACCAAUGUCCUGGGCGACACGUUCCUGCGCUCAGCGUACGUGGUUUACGAUAUCGACAACAACGAGAUCUCACUGGCGCAGACCAAGUUUAACGCUACAAGCACCAACAUCCUCGAGAUCGGUAAGGGCAGUGGGUCCGUACCGUCCGCCGUUGCGGUUGCAAACCCCGUAUCUGCCACGAACGGCCUCGUGCGAGGAGGAGGAGGGUCAGGGGGGGGAGGAUCACAAAACGCGGCGCCAUCAAUGGCACCGCUGGCGGCAUCAUUACUUGCGGGGUCGGUUGCAUUUGCGGCUGGCUUCUCGCUCUACCUCGUCUGA